Molecule: messenger RNA, 3749 nt
Organism: Mirounga angustirostris (Northern elephant seal)
Lineage: Eukaryota; Metazoa; Chordata; Mammalia; Carnivora; Phocidae
Gene: FADS1
Product: fatty acid desaturase 1
Exons: 12
Coding region: 99-1481 (460 amino acids)
Biological process (GO): lipid metabolic process
Cellular component (GO): membrane
Molecular function (GO): oxidoreductase activity, acting on paired donors, with oxidation of a pair of donors resulting in the reduction of molecular oxygen to two molecules of water
Source: RefSeq, a predicted model, not a curated record
CCACGGACGGCGAACUCCCAACUGAUUCGGGGGAGAAGCCAGCAGGCGUCGAGCAUGCCCGUUGCCCACGACUUAGCACGGGAUGCAAGGGCAGGAGAAUGGCUGUGAAAACUGGAAUCAGGAGAGUGGGGAUGGAGGCCGGCAGCGUGCCCACACAAACAAAGGACUGCGAGCCCGUGUGCGUGCGUUCCGUCUGUGGCCCCGUCUUUGGUAGCCAGACGUACGCAGACGUACCCCAGAGCAGGACAAGCAGGGAGGAAAGCCAGGAUGCAGGCUGCCGGGACGGCGGAGCGGCUGAGGCCGAGGGAGGAGGGGCCAGCGGCAGGAAGAGGGAGUCUCGACCUGUCUCGGAUCCCUUUGUGGCGUUCCACAUCGACAAGGGCCUUGUGAGGAAGUAUAUGAACUCUCUCCUGAUUGGAGAACUGUCUCCAGAGCAGCCCAGCUUUGAGCCCACUAAAAAUAAGGAGCUGAUUGAUGAGUUCCGAGAGCUGCGGGCCACAGUGGAGCGGAUGGGGCUCAUGAAGGCCAACCAUGUCUUCUUCCUAUUGUACCUCCUGCACAUCCUGCUGCUGGACGUAGCUGCCUGGCUCACUCUUUGGGUCUUUGGGACAUCCCUUGUGCCCUUCCUCCUCUGUGCAGUGCUGCUUGGCACGGUUCAAGCCCAGGCCGGCUGGCUGCAGCAUGACUUUGGGCACCUGUCUGUCUUCAGCACCUCCACCUGGAACCACCUGCUACAUCAUUUCGUGAUUGGCCACCUGAAGGGGGCCCCUGCCAGUUGGUGGAACCACAUGCACUUCCAGCACCAUGCCAAGCCCAACUGUUUAGGCAAAGACCCAGACAUCAACAUGCACCCCCUCUUCUUUGCCUUGGGGAAGAUCCUCUCUGUGGAGCUUGGGAAACAGAAGAAAAAGUACAUGCCAUACAACCACCAGCACAAAUACUUCUUCCUGAUUGGGCCCCCAGCCUUGCUGCCUCUCUACUUCCAGUGGUAUAUUUUCUAUUUUGUUAUCCAGCGGAAGAAGUGGGUGGACUUGGCCUGGAUGAUCACCUUCUACGCCCGCCUCUUCCUCACCUACUGGCCGUUUUUGGGACUGAAAGGCGUCCUGGGCCUUUUCUUCCUGGUCAGGUUCCUGGAAAGUCACUGGUUUGUGUGGGUCACACAGAUGAACCAUAUCCCCAUGCGCAUUGAUCGCGACCGGAACAUGGACUGGGUCUCCAUCCAGCUCCAUGCAACAUGCAAUGUCCACAAGUCUGCCUUCAAUGACUGGUUCAGUGGACAUCUCAACUUCCAGAUUGAGCACCAUCUUUUCCCCACGAUGCCUCGACACAAUUACCAUAAAGUGGCUCCCCUGGUGCAGUCCCUGUGUGCCAAGCACGGCAUAGAGUACCAGUCCAAGCCCCUGCUCGCAGCCUUCGCCGACAUUAUCUACUCACUGAAGGAGUCUGGGCAGCUCUGGCUAGAUGCCUAUCUUCACCAGUAACAACCCCCCCCCCCCAAUCUGGAAGAAAUGCCUGUCUUCACUGAUCAUACCAGCCCACCUGGGAGAUGAGUUUCUGGCACCAAAGCAGAGGGGAGCUGGAGGGACAAUGCCACUGUAAUUAUAAUAUUGGGGGGGUGGUCUGAGGAGAUAAAGGCUCAACUCAAACCUUCCCCUUUAUCUUCCCGGCACAGAUCUAAGACCCAAAGGGCUAGGGGGACAUGCCUGCCCCCUGGAGGGAGGGAAGGAGCUACUGGGGCAGAGAUGUGGGAGUUUACUUUCCUUUUUCUAGUUUGGCAGAUACAGAUGCUUGGUGAGCAAUGAGGGAGUCGGUGUUGGAAGAAUAGGGAGGACAUACUGAGCCCCAAAAUCAGUAAGAGAUUUAGCAUUAAAAUUCCAGCCAGGAAAGGGGUGAGCCCAUCUCACUGGUCUACUUCUCAGUGCCUUCUCCACCCUGUACUGUCUGAGGAGAUAGAGUGGCUGAACCUUCCAAGCAAGAUUUAGAUUUGAGGCCUGGCAUAGUGCACCACCUGGGAGGCUCAGCUCACUCUAGGGCUAGGUGAGACCUAGGUCUGCCUCAGGCUCCUGGAGAAGCAAUUUUCCCACUUCCAGAAGCAGGCAGAGCAAAGCCAGGACUGUGGUGCUGGAAACAUCUGACUUUGAAGGAUCCUGGCAUUAUCGAUUUUGAGCUUAUGUUCCAUCCAGGGCACCCAGGGAGCAUUAGGUCGUAGUUCUUGCCAAAAUAGCAAGAAGAGUUACUGGCCAUUCAAAAUCCCCUUCACCUUGGGAUCACCUCUUGUAACCACCACUCAAGGAACAAGACUCCUAGGAUGGAGUCCACGUCUUGAUUCUUCAUCCAUAAACAAGUGAACAGAUGGGGCAACUUCAUCUUCUCCCUAAAAACAAAUGGGGGUUCCCAGUGCUUUCCCUUUGUCUUCCUAUCUGUAAUUCCACGUUUAACAAAGUAGUUAGCACAAGUGACCACAUUGGGAGAUCCUGAACUACAGUCCUAAAGAAUAUAGUAGUUGUUAAGAAAUGUUCUGCAACCUAAAUUAUGUUACAGUAUUACUUCUGAGUGGGAACAGUGAAUUAAAUAUAAUCACUUCACAGUUCUAAACCAGAUAGGAAGAUAAAAACAGUUUGCGAAGUAUCAACUCUGUUCAAGCAUCUUCUCCGCUGGACACCAGGUAGGAAUUUAGGAUAAUCUCUUAAAAAGCCUAUCCAUCUAAUACUGAAAUACAGUUUUUUGGAAAAAAUCUCCUGGUUCUUAAAGGUUAACGUUUAACCCAUCUCUUAAGCAAACAAAGGAAUGAGCCCAGGAGUCUUGCCUUAACCCCCAGGGCUUGUCAUCUGCAUUCACACCCAAAGCCACAGCCUUCCCGCCAGGUGAGGGGGUCAUUUGCCUGUUCAUCAGCACCUACUCUUAAGCAUAGAGCGUUUUGGAUAUGGAGAAGAGGAAACUCAAACUAGAAGGAAAAAGCAGAGCCGUAGAAGAGUCCACAUUUCGUUGUAGGAGAGAAUAAAGGUCAUCUGCAAGUGAGCUGCGAUGGGGUUAGGACAUCACUUGUGGAAAGGCUGUGGGGAUGACUUAGAGGCUUGUCAAAACAAAGAUUAAAGAGACAACAACAGAGGCAGGACGGGUUGCAAAAGAGUUCAGCUCUUCUCCAUUUGGACAGAACCUGGUUUGUAAGAGCCUGGGUAGAAAGACUAGAAGCAGAAUUGAAAAGUUCUUUCAUUGGCUUCCUCACUCCAGAAUAGGUGCUGAUCCUGCCCCAUCCCUCUUGUCCCUACUACCCAAGGUUUAGGAGUCCUGUCACCAGCCUGUCAAGCCAUCUGGCUGCUAAUCUGAGCAAACCCAGCGAGGCGUACUGAGCCAAGUCCAGGUCCUCAAAGCACUUCAACCACUGUGGCCUUCUUUCCUUAACCUAGACCAGUGUAGUCUCACAUGGCCACAGAGGGACACACCAGUGACAAAAAGGCUCAGACUGUUUUAACAGUACGAUGAGUGAUCUCAAAUCCAAGCAAUGACAUGAGAAAACAAGCUUAAAGAGGACAAGUCACCCCCAGUCACAGAUCGUGGCGGCAUACCAACAUCUGAACUCUGUUUUAGAAUUCCAACCUACGUUUUUCUUUGUUAGUCUCAUCUUCCCACCACUUUACUGGAAGCACGUUCUUUGAUUAGGUCCCACAUCUGUAUCCUUUUCGUGUGUGCCAAUUUUGUUACCACAUCCAGACAAGGAAAGCUGAAAAAUAAAGUUCACUUUGACCAAA